AUGGAGGGUUAUGUCAACGGUGCAGUUCACGUAAUCGGUGAAGAUAUACGCCAAGAAAUGCCACCAGUAGCAACUCAACGACCGUACGUGGAGAUCACGGAGCAGCCGCAUCCGAAGGCGCUGCGGUUUCGCUAUGAGUGCGAAGGACGAUCGGCCGGUUCGAUUCCCGGCGUCAGUACCACGACCAAACACAAAACGUUCCCCAGCAUACAGGUGCACGGUUAUCGGGGACGUGCGGUUGUUGUGGUGUCCUGCGUCACGAAGGAAGGUCCCGAGCAUAAGCCGCAUCCGCACAAUCUCGUCGGCAAGGAGGGCUGCAAGAAGGGCGUUUGUACGGUUGAGAUCAACAGUACCACCAUGAGCUACACGUUCAACAAUCUGGGGAUACAGUGCGUUAAAAAGAAGGACGUCGAGGAGGCACUUCGUUUGCGCCAAGAAAUUCGGGUCGAUCCGUACAGAACUGGAUUUGGCCACGCCAAGGAACCCGGCUCGAUCGACCUCAACGCUGUCCGGCUGUGCUUCCAGGUGUUUCUUGAAGGUCAACAGCGUGAACGCUUCAUGGAACCGCUCACGCCGGUUGUGUCGGAUAUUAUCUACGAUAAGAAGGCGAUGUCCGAUCUGAUUAUCUGCCGGUUGAGCGACUGUUGUGCGCCGGUAUCCGGUGGCAAGGAGAUCAUUCUGCUCUGUGAGAAAGUUGUCAAGGAAGACAUCAAGGUGCGGUUCUUCGAGAAGAAGGGCAAUAUUACGGUGUGGGAGAACUAUGCAGAGUUUUCGCACACCGACGUACACAAGCAAGUGGCCAUUAGCUUCCGGACACCGCCGUACAAAGCGAUUGAUAUCAGUGAUCCUGCACGGGUUUACGUGCAGCUAGAGCGACCAUCGGACAACACGUACUCUGAGGCUCGAGAUUUCCAGUUCAUAGCACUAGACACAGUCGAACUGCGAAGAAAGCGCCAGAAGCUAGCGAGUUCAACGAAUGUCUUUUUGCCGGUAGCGAAACCGAUGCGGGGCCAGUCACCACAGGACAAUGUGGUGUCGGGCAAUAUUCCGAACCUAUCGCAGUUUACCCGCACUGACGGUCACAGUGCGUCGACGAGCGGUUUACCCCGUAAGUUUUUCUUCCUACUCCGCUGUUGGAGUACCAUUUUUCCAUUUCCCGCACAAACACACAGCAUUCUCAACAAAUAUCAACUGCAAUCGAUACCUCAGCCAGGACCGGAUCGAUCACCGUCCACGCUCACACCAUCCCCGGGCAUCGGUGGUCCGAUCUCAUCCCUGGAUCCCGGCAUUGUCACACCUACCCCACCCGCCUACACCACGCUGGGCGGCCCCGUUGGCAAUCUGUUCGGUACCUUUGCUACCAAUUUCGGUAACAGCACAGCGCAGCAGCAACCGAACGCCAGUCUGCCGAUAUUCGAAACCAACCUGCCCGGUCCAUCGAACGGUUGGGUGCAGCCCGUACCAUUACAGAACCAAAACGUCCCUAGUCAACAGCAGUCCUUCAAUUUGGGCAACUUUGGCUCGCUGCCACUUACCGGCGAAUCGAUGCUAACCAUGAACACAACGAACACGAUCCCCACCAACAACAGCCUGCCGAACGUGGGUCCACUCUCGAUGGGGUCCGAUUUGAACUUUAUGAACCUUGACUUUACAAACCUUGAGCCGUUCAACUCGUCCGAGAUACGGUCCGUGCUGGGGACGCUCUCUACGACGGAGCUGAACCGUCUGGAGGAUGCGGCUAACAUUCAAACGUCCGAUAACUGCCAUACAAAUUUGGAGACUCUCUUUGCGACCGAGCAACAGCACAACGACGAGGGCCUGACUGAUAGCUUUACGAAACUAAGCACCCAAGAUGAAAACUAAUUGAAAGAAUGUUAUUUUUGACUGCGGUCUCCUUAGUACCGCGGAAAACGCGUAUGAAGUGUAUGCCACUUCGACCUGCUCGGCUGUCAAAUCUUCC
This is a messenger RNA of Anopheles moucheti, 1960 nucleotides long. Its product is annotated as proto-oncogene c-Rel-like. Bases 1 to 1863 code for a protein of 620 amino acids. The record is from RefSeq and is a predicted model, not a curated record. Gene Ontology annotation, molecular function: DNA binding; DNA-binding transcription factor activity. Gene Ontology annotation, biological process: inflammatory response; regulation of transcription by RNA polymerase II; innate immune response. The transcript is spliced from 6 exons. Gene Ontology annotation, cellular component: cytoplasm; nucleus. Lineage: Eukaryota; Metazoa; Arthropoda; Insecta; Diptera; Culicidae.